Spea bombifrons (plains spadefoot toad) is the source of this 3851-nucleotide messenger RNA. RefSeq names its product tubulin folding cofactor D (gene TBCD). The record is from RefSeq and is a predicted model, not a curated record. Gene Ontology annotation, biological process: bicellular tight junction assembly; microtubule cytoskeleton organization; adherens junction assembly. Gene Ontology annotation, cellular component: lateral plasma membrane. NCBI's taxonomy places the organism in Eukaryota, Metazoa, Chordata, Amphibia, Anura, Pelobatidae. Gene Ontology annotation, molecular function: beta-tubulin binding; GTPase activator activity. The transcript has 40 exons. The coding region runs from base 133 to 3690 and encodes 1185 amino acids.
AGACAGAGACAGCCAGUCAGAGGGCGCCUCACGUGAGAUUAGGGCGGAAAAAGACCCCCGGUUGACAAAGGGACACCAACGAAUACCGGGACAACAGGUUCGCCCGCCGCCCCUAUACACUGUGCCAUUGAAAUGGCAGCGGACGGGUCAGAACAUGAGGAAGAUGGGAGCCCUGAUGUCAUUGCCAGGGGCAACAUUUUGGAGUCAUUCACAGAGGGCACGGAGAUCAGAGAUCUGAUUGGUAGCCUGCGGGUGGCGUGGGAGGAGCUUGUGAACAGGGAGGUUUGCAUACAAAGGUUUGUAGUAAUAGUGGACAAAUAUCAGGAGCAGCCCCAUCUCUUGGACCCGCACCUAGAGUGGAUGCUGGACAUGUUGCUGGACAUUAUUCGAGACAAGACCUCCUCUGCUGUCCUCAUUCACUUGGCUUUCAAAUUCCUCUAUCUCAUUUCAAAGGUUCGGGGCUAUAAGACGUUUCUGCGGCUGUUCCCUCAUGAAGUCGUAGACGUGCACCCCGUGUUGGAAAUGAUUUCAGCGCAGAAUCCCUCGGACCAUGAGACAUGGGAAACCCGCUACAUGUUGUUAUUAUGGCUAUCCAUGACUUGCCUCAUACCCUUUGACCUCUCUCGUUUGGAUGGAAACCUCUCCAGUGAGGCCAGCGAAACGCGCCGGUCAACCAUGGAUCAGAUCCUGGAAAUUGCUAAGUCCUACCUGGUGGUGAGUGACAAGGCUCGGGAUGCUGCUGCUGUGCUUGUUUCGAAGUUUGUCACACGGCCUGAUGUCAAGCAGAAGAGAAUGGCCGACUUCCUAAACUGGUGCCUGUCCACGUUAUCCAAAGCCACGUACCUGACCAUGGAGGGCACGGUCACAAUGGACGGGAUGCUACAGGCCCUGGCUCAGCUCUUCAAACACGGGAAGAGAGAAGACUGUCUGCCGCACGCGUCCGCCGUCCUGAGCGCCCUGGACAGCUGCAGACUAUCCGACAGCAACCAGACGAUCCUGCGCAAGCUGGGCACCAAACUGGUUCAGCGCCUCGGGCUCACCUUCCUGAAAACCAAGGUGGCCAAGUGGAGGUAUCAGCGCGGGUCCAGGUGUCUGGCAGCCAACUUACUGCAGUCUCCCUCCGACACCCAAGCGCCGGAGCCGAGUCACUCGCCGGAGGAAGACGAGGAGUACGAUAUCCCCGAAGAGAUUGAGAACAUUGUAGAACAGUUGCUGGUUGGACUGAAGGACAAAGACACCAUUGUCAGAUGGUCUGCGGCAAAAGGGAUCGGCAGACUAACUGGCAGGCUCCCCAAAGAGUUGGCAGACGAUGUUGUGGGAUCUGUCCUCGACUGUUUUAGUUUUCAGGAGACUAAUAACGCCUGGCAUGGGGGCUGUCUGGCUUUGGCUGAAUUAGGACGAAGAGGUCUUCUGCUUCCAUCACGCCUUCCAGACGUCGUUCCGGUCAUCCUAAAGGCCCUGAUCUACGAUGAGAAGCGCGGCGCUUGCAGCGUGGGCUCCAACGUCCGGGACGCCGCGUGUUACGUGUGCUGGGCGUUUGCUCGCGCCUACGAGCCGCUCGAGAUGAAGUCCUUCGUCAACCCGAUUGCGAGUGCGCUGGUCGUGGCCGCCGUGUUCGACCGGGACAUAAACUGCAGAAGAGCCGCCUCGGCAGCCUUCCAGGAGAAUGUGGGGAGACAGGGGACGUUCCCGCACGGCAUCGACAUCUUAACGGCCGCCGAUUAUUUCUCCGUCGGAAACCAAGCCAACUGCUACUUAAAUAUCAGCGUGUUUGUCGCCGGAUUUGCCGAAUACACCAAGCCGAUGAUAGACCACCUGGCAGAAAUGAAGAUCAACCACUGGGACAGCGUAAUACGGGAACUAUCAACUAAGGCCCUGCACAACCUCACUCCGACCGCCCCGGAUUACAUCAGAAAGGACGUUUUGCCACGGCUGCUGCCCCUGGCCACUGGAUCGGACCUGCACACCCGCCACGGUGCCAUCUUGGCUUGUGCCGAAAUAACCCACGCGUUGUACAAGAUGGCGUCCAAGAGUAACAGACCCGUCUCUGAUUAUUUGGACAGCGAAAUCCUGUGUGAAUUAAUAGCCAUUAAUCAAAAGCUCCAGGAGCGCCAGUUAUUCAGGGGUCUGGGCGGAGAGUUAAUGAGACCCGCCGUCUGCUGCCUGAUUGAAAAGUUAUCCCUCUCAGGAAUCGGGCACCCCGGGCAGGCAGUCGCCGGAUGGCAGUCGCUCAUAAACGACAGUCUGAAAAACCUUCAUCUGGUCUCCAGCUCGUCCAGACCCAGGAUAAAGGAAGCUGCCGUCUCGGCCCUGUCCGCGCUGUGCGAUGCCUUUUACCGGAACCCGGCAGGCGACGCCGAUCCCGCUGUGCAGGGUGACUUGGUGACGCUGUACGUUGCGGAGCUGCAGAGCGCUGAGGAGAUGACUCGCUGCGGCUUCUCUCUGGCCCUGGGGGCCCUUCCUCGGUUUAUGCUGAGAUUCAAGCUGCAACAGGUCCUGGAGGGUCUGAGGAACGUCACCCUCAUUACCGGGAGAGACGUCCGUUUCGCCGAGUCCAGGAGGGACGCGCUGAAAGCGAUCGCUCGAGUCUGCCAGACAGUUGGAGCGAAAGCCGACGGGUGUCAGACCGAGGUCCUCUGCGCGGAAAAUGUCCCCCUUGUGUACAACACGUUAUUGGGGUGCAUGAACGACUACACAACGGACAGCCGCGGAGACGUGGGGACCUGGGUGCGGGAAGCGGCGAUGGCCGGUCUGAUGGACGUCACGAUGUUACUGGCGCGGAGCGAGCCGGGGCUGAUAACCGAAGACUUCUGCCGGCGGAUGAUGUGUUCUCUGUCCCAGCAAUCGGCGGAGAAGAUCGAUCGGUUCCGAGCCCACGCGGCGUCCGUCUUCCUCGGCCUCCUGUACUUCGACAAACCUUCCGUUCCACACAUUCCACAUCGCGAGGAUCUGGAGAGACUCUUCCCCAGGUCGCAGGCAGACUCGCUGAAUUGGGGGGCUCCAUCGCAGGCCUUCCCCCAAAUCACUCAGCUUUUGGGGCUACCGACGUAUCGAUACUACGUGCUGACGGGACUCGCUGUGUCGGUCGGAGGAUUAACGGAGUCAACGGUGCGAUACUCUGCUCAGAGCCUGUUUGACUAUCUGCGGCUGAUCCAGAGCGAUGCAGAGUCUCUCGAUUCCUUCUCCAAAACUCUCCUGCAGGUCUUCAGAGACAAUCAACACAAUGACAGGGUUUCCGUUCCGCUGAUGAAGAUGUUGGACCAGAUGUUGGCCAACGGCUGCUUUGAUCUCUUCACGCUGGAGGAAAACCACCCGUUUGCUGAACGUCUCCUGCUGCUCACUAAGGAGGAGAUUCGGAAGACCAAGGAUGUCCAGAAGCUUCGCUCCAGCGUCGCCGUGUUCUGCGGAUUGGUCCAGUUCCCCGGAGAGAUCAGAAAGAAGAUCCUGUUCCAGCUGCUGCUACUAGUUUGUCAUCCGUUCCCGAUUAUAAGAAAGACGACAGCCAGCCAGGUGUACGAAAUGCUGCUGACUUACGAUGAUGUCAUAGGACCAGAAAUCCUGGAUGAUGUCAUGGCUGUUCUAAGCGACACCAACUGGGACGCCGAUCUGCCCAGCCUGAGGGAGAAGCGCAAUUAUCUGUGCGACUUGAUGAAUGUGCCGAAGCCCACGCUGGUGGCAAAGGGGCCGUGACGUUCACAAGAAGCGCGAUGUUCUGUGACCUCUCAUCCAACCCGACGACCAACGGUUCUGUGCGAUUCCGCCUGCGCCCAGCAGAGGGCGACGUGUUUGCAUGCGAUAUCCUUUACACCUGUGUGCAAGCCACAAACCUGAAAUAAAUCCGUGUAACAGCA